Messenger RNA from Larimichthys crocea (large yellow croaker), 6876 nucleotides. It is a transcript of the gene gabbr2, whose product is annotated as gamma-aminobutyric acid (GABA) B receptor, 2. Gene Ontology annotation, molecular function: G protein-coupled GABA receptor activity. The transcript is spliced from 19 exons. Gene Ontology annotation, biological process: G protein-coupled receptor signaling pathway; gamma-aminobutyric acid signaling pathway. NCBI's taxonomy places the organism in Eukaryota, Metazoa, Chordata, Actinopteri, Sciaenidae. Gene Ontology annotation, cellular component: G protein-coupled receptor heterodimeric complex; membrane. The record is from RefSeq and is a predicted model, not a curated record. The coding region runs from base 776 to 3589 and encodes 937 amino acids.
UCCACAUUCAGUGCUCCCUCUUGCGCGCGCGGUGAGCAGCAGCAGCAGCAGCAAAUGCUUCGGCGCUUCUCUGACGCACCAUCGGAGAUGAGCAUCCCAGUCCCACAGGCUGUCAAGGCAGACUCUCUCGACAUCUCCCCCUCGGACCUCUGUGGUCGAGCUUUCAGCAUCAGCUCUGUUUGUUUUUAGUCUGUUCCCGUAUCGCUUCCUUGUCUGUGCAAUUUGUCACAUUCUGCGUUUGGCGUCUGGGAUGCCCACAGUUGCCAUCUCUUGGCUGGGAAUUUACUUCGGAGGUGAUUUUUUGUAUCCGCAUCAACUGUCAUCGAAAGUGACUGAUUUCUGUCUACACUUACGGGGGUCUUCACCUUGUUUUCGGGGCAUCCUUCAGGACAUUCGUGUGCUUCUAAGAUAAGUGAUUAAAUCAAAUUAAAGGUGAAAAGGAGGGCUGAAUUGGAGGGCUGUUUUGACAGGAGAUCGUUUGGAUGACGGACAUCGAGAGGCAAUAGCUCUCCUUCUGCAACGCGAAUCUCUGCGUCCUUGGAAUAUUCUUACAGAGGCGCCGUUAUAGAGUAGUAACAUUUUUCCCAGUUUGCAGUCAUAAUCCACACGACCAGUUUGCCCACUGCAGGGGCUGCUGCGGCUUUCGUGUCUGCUCUGUUUUGAAAUACGAUUUCAUUGACGGGCGGGCGUCUGAGCAUCCCGGACGAGCCCGAAUUUGCGAUGCCCAACCAGUGAGGGUACGGUGGGAUCUCAUUUGGUCACCCUGCACGGUCGCAUGGCUCCAGCCCGGAGGGACUGCAGCGGCUGGGAGAUGUUUCUCCCGACGGGAUGCCUGCUCCUCUCAGUUUUGCUAUUUCACCCUGCCCUGGCCAAGGUGUGUAACGACCGCACCAAACACGGACAGGACAACAGCUGGUUCGCCAGGGACGGGGAAAACUUGCCCAUCAUGGUUCUUAUGCCAAUGAACGAAUCGGCCUUGAUGAGCAGCAUCAGCCAAGGGAUCGAGCCGGCGGUCCAACUGGCCAUCCAGCACAUACGGGAGUCCAGGAAGUACUCGUUCUCACUCAUCACCAAAAUCUACGACACCGAGUGUGACAACGCCAAGGGGCUGAGGGCCUUCUUUGAUGCUAUAUGCUACGGUCCCAAACACCUGAUGAUCUUCGGUGGCGUCUGUCCCUCUGUGACCUCCAUCAUUGCAGAGUCCUUGGAGGGCUGGAAUCUGGUGCAGCUGUCCUUUGCAGCAACAACCCCAGUUCUGGCAGACAAGAAAAAAUACCCCAACUUCUUCCGCACCGUCCCAUCAGACAACGCCGUGAACCCAGCAGUAGUGAAGUUCCUCAACUACUACAACUGGAGCCGAGUGGGUACCCUCACACAGGAUGUUCAGAGGUUCUCAGAGGUGAGGAAUGAUCUAACUAAUGAGCUGGAGAAAGCAGACAUUCAGAUCGCAGAUACAGAAAGUUUCUCCAAUGACCCCUGUGUCAAUGUCAAGAAGCUCAAGGAUAACGAUGUGAGAAUCAUCAUUGGACAGUUUGACGAGAACCUGGCCUCCAAAGUCUUCUGCUGUGCGUAUAACCUGAACAUGUUUGGGAGUAAAUACCAAUGGAUUAUCCCCGGCUGGUACCAGGGCAACUGGUGGGAGCAGGCCAACACUACCAACUGCACCACCAAGAAGCUGCUUACAGCCAUGGAGGGAUACAUCAGUGUGGACUUUGAGCCGCUCAGUGCUCGGCAGAUCAAGGGCAUCUCUGGCAGGACCCCUAAGGAAUAUGAGAGGGAGUACAGCCAAGAGCUUCAGCAGAAAGGUGUUGAGGCCAGCAAGUUUCACGGGUUUGCCUACGACGGGAUCUGGGUCAUUGCUAAAACUUUUACUCGAGUGAUGGAACUGCUCCGCGUAAAACAACGGCAGAACACCUACCACAACUUCACUGUAGAUGACCGUGAGGUGGGAAAACUGGUGCUGGACGUCAUGAACGAGACCAACUUCUUUGGUGUCACAGGCCAAGUCAUGUUUCGGAACGGAGAGAGAAUGGGCACAAUAAAAUUCAACCAGUUUCAAGAGGGCCAGGAAGUGAAGGUGGGAGAGUACAACGCAAUUGCUGAUGUGCUGGACCUCAUCAACACCUCCAUACGGUUCCAAGGUUUGGAGCCUCCUAAGGAUCGUACAUUUGUGCGUCUACAGCGCCGCCACAUCAACGUGCCCCUCUACAGCAUCCUGUCCACCAUCACCAUACUGGGCAUGCUCAUGGCGGGGGCCUUCCUGUUCUUCAACAUCAAGAACCGCAACCACAGACUGAUAAAAAUGUCCAGUCCCUACAUGAACAACCUGAUCAUCCUCGGUGGCAUGCUCUCCUACGCCUCCAUCUUCCUGUUUGGUCUGGAUGGAGGUUUCGUCUCUGACAAGGAGUUUGAGACCCUCUGCACUGUUCGGACAUGGAUCCUCAUUGUUGGAUACACAACAGCUUUUGGUGCCAUGUUUGCCAAGACUUGGAGGGUGCAUGCCAUCUUCAAAAAUGUCAAGAUGAAGAAGAAGAUCAUAAAGGACCAGAAGUUGUUGAUUAUCGUUGGUGGGAUGCUGCUCAUCGACUUGUGCAUCCUGAUUUGCUGGCAGAUUGUGGACCCGCUUAAAAGGACUGUAGAAGAGUACAGCUUGGAGGCGGACCCCCAAGGCCGAGACAUUGCCAUCCGUCCCUUCUUGGAGCACUGUGAAAACACCCACAUGACCAUUUGGCUGGGCAUCGUCUAUGCCUACAAGGGACUGCUAAUGUUGUUCGGCUGUUUCCUGGCAUGGGAGACCAGGAACGUGAGCAUCCCUGCUCUCAAUGAUAGCAAAUACAUUGGGAUGAGCGUUUACAACGUGGGCAUCAUGUGCAUCAUCGGUGCUGCUGUCUCUUUUCUGACAAGGGACCAGCCCAAUGUUCAAUUCUGCAUUGUGGCACUGGUGAUCAUCUUUUGCAGCACCAUCACGCUCUGUUUGGUAUUCGUUCCAAAGUUUAUCACUAUGAGAACCAACCCAGAUGCGGCCACCCAGAACCGGAGACUAAAGUUCACCCAGAACCAGAAAAAGGAAGACUCCAAGACCUCCACCUCAGUCACCAGCGUUAACCAGGCUAACACUUCACGUCUGGACGGGCUUCAAACUGAUAACCACCGCCUCCGCAUGAGGAUAACAGAGCUGGACAAAGAGCUGGAAGAAGUAACCAUGCAGCUGCAGGACACCCCGGAGAAAACUCCUUACAUCAAACAGAACCAUUACCCGGAUGCCAACAACAUCCUCAGCAUACGCAACUUUACGGAUGGAAAAGAUGGAGAGAAGUCGAUACUAAAGAACCACCUGGAGCAGAAACCUCAGGCGCAGUGGGGCUCCAUGGAUCCUUCCAGAAUAAACAGAGGUCCCCUGGAGGAUAUCAACUCACCUGAACACAUACAGCGUCGAUUGUCCUUGCAGCUGCCCAUCCUGCACCAUGCUUACUUACCUUCCAUAGGAGGGGUUGAUGCCAGCUGCACCAGCCCCAACGGCAGCCCUGGUUCCAGCCCACGGCACAGACACAUGCCCCCCUCCUACCGGGUGAUGGUCUCUGGCCUGUGAGCUUCAUUUUCUCCCCCACCUGGCUCUUUACAGAGGAGACAUAUAUGGUUCUUUUUUCUACAACAAAUAGACUGAUAUCAUCAGCGUAUGUGCGUAUUUUGUCUCAGAACAAGGAUAACAGUGGGAGAAGAAAGGGAAGGGGUGGGGCGGGGGGGCGAGUUUCACUCUUCGUACCUCUUCAUCCCGGCCAAUCUUGAGAACUGAAACCCUCAGUCAGGUAGGGGUGGGAGGAGACAGAGUGGGCACUGGAUGACCCUUACAAACUCCCAUGAUUCACAGCAAUGUCCCCUUGUUCAUCUGCUCCUCUCGCCUAGGCAUAUACACAUAUGCACAGUCAAACAAACACAAACAUACACAAAUACAUACACAUGCACAAACACACUGACACCAGAAUAGCAGAACAGCGGUGGACCAGCCCUGACCUGACGUGUAGCCUUAUCUGCUUCAGAGGGGGGGUUGUCUGUUUCUGUUCCUUAACUGUUGUAUGUUUGUGCUCGCUGCUACAUGUGAGCUUCUCAUCUAACUUGAGUAUUUCACUGCUUCAGUGACUGGAUACCGGGGUGGAGACAUGGAAUUUACAAAACCCUACAAAGGAAAUCAUCCAAUUUACUCCCUGUCCCCUUCCCAUCCUUGUGGAGACAUGUAAAUAUCAACAUUUCUGACUUUGGUGUACUGUAAGCUUUGUAUAUGCUGUGAAUGGACAAUUAAAGGGGUUCUAAGUGUGGAGCUUGUAACAGAGGCAGGUAAUCGUUAAAAUUACAAAUGAAAGCUUAGAAAACAUGGCACCCAACAAAGAACUAGACAUACGUAUGAAAGAGAUGUGAAUUGGUUUGCGUAACUGUUGAUAAAUCAGCUUGUGGGCAGCAAAGUAAGAGACAUCAAAGUGUCAGUGAGUCACAGAACAUGAGAAGGCACCAGGGGCCCAUUCCUUUAACUCUGAGUAAGAUGCACAUGGCUCCUUUUUUUUUUCACUUUGCUAAAUUUGCACCACUGGUCUCAUCAGAGAUUUCACAUCAGACUUUACAUAGGCCUUUCAUAGUUUACAACUUGCAUAAUAUGUCCUCAGAAAGCAUGUUAUACAGAAUAUUGAUGCUAUGCCUUUUAAAACAGGUCUCCAAGGCUGCAUAUGUUAGAAAAUAGAGCUAAAAAAAAAACACCACAAGAGUGUUCCACAGAUGUUAUUUAUGUGUGUUAUAUGCCAAGAAAUGCACACAUUCAGAUGUACACUUAAAACUGCAAGAGAGCACCUUAUGAGUCAGGUGCUUUUCAGUAAGGCAUUAGUGACGGGCCUGGUCAUAUUGAUCCCCGCAGAGCGGUCUCCAUAGACUGUUAAGAUGUCCAUCACAGCUAACCAGCACAGACAAAGGUGACGGGGUUCAUGUCAAUGGCAAAAAGGGCACAAGACUGAAACAAAAUGACUUCUCUGGAGAAGAAAUAAAACUCAAGAUGUGAUGCUGGGAAGGAUGUAGGUCUACCAGUUCUACAACUAGUUUGGAUUAAGACCUGAAUUUCCACGAGCGGUAGUGAAGACGUUGAACACGUGGGAGCCUUGUGGAAUAAGCCCCAACCGGCUGUAGCUUUCAGUUCCAAGAUGGUGAUGGUGACACCAACGCUGGUCACACGGUGAUAGAGCAUAAAGCACAGACACAGGGCUUUCUUUCAUAUUGAGUGUCAUGAAGAAUCACUUCACACAUAGCAACAGUGAAUAUACCUCAGUUGCUAUGGAGAUUCAGUGCUGUUGAACUCGGCCCAAGAAGGCUGCACUGAGCAAAUAACAGUCGUCAUUUGUUUUUCUUUGUUUUAUUUCUUUUCUUUUCUUUUUUCUUUUGGUAAAACUGUCCUCAUGCAGGAGAAAAGCAAACAGGGACUCCGGACAAAAAAAAAAAAAUUGACUUUUUAUGGAGUGUGAGAAGCGAAUUUGUUCUCAGCAUAUGUUUCACCAUUGGUGUCUUGGUUUUUAGUUUUUAAGGCGUCUGUUGAGCGCUGUGCCUGUUGUCUUAUAUUGUAGCCUGCAGGAUCCACAGUACAUAAAUAGGGUGAAAAUGGCGCUGACCCAGGAAACUACUACGACAUUGGCCACACAUCUGUAAAUUGUACAACGUGUCAUAGAUUUAUUUAAAUUCAAUGCCUCAAUGCAUGGGACAGUGUGGGAGAACUUGGUGAAAGCUCCACGUCAGCUGGAGUGAAAUUCCUCCGCAAACUGGCGUCUGAUCAUAAAUACUGUCAAACAGUCUUAAGCUGAAAAGGAUACAGAGUCGGAGUGGGAGACAAGCUGGCAGAAAUCCACCUGCUAUCUAUCGGACACAUCAAGGUGACUUCCUGUGAGAGCUCCUCCCCUUCCAGCCCCUGCUGAGCACAGGAGCAGGGAAACCCCGAGCACAGACCUCCAAGGAGUCACGGCUUCUCCCGGACCUUGGCCAACCAGAGAAUCACGGUCACUUGACAAGUGAGUGAGAGACAUUGUCAGAGAGUUGGUUCUUCCUUCAGGAGAAGAAAAACCAACUGCACAUUUUAUAUAUUACAUUAUAUGUGAUUGUGUACAAUUUGCUGAUACCCUGAUGAUGGUGUCCAUGUAUGGAAUAUUUGGUAUUUGGCUUUCUCAAGACGGCAUGAAUUGAAAUGUAUAAUUCACAGAGUUACCUCUGUUUUUGCAACUGUCGUGACAAAUCCACUCUGUUGUUUCAUCCUCUCACCUACAAUUUGGUUUCCUUAAAAAAAAAAACAUGAAUUUAAGUUCUCUUAACCUACUGAUCAGCUCACACACGUCAAUGCCAAGAUUCUCAGUAGACAAACUCAACAUCACCAUAUCGACUAUGCUACUGGUUUAGCAGUAAUUCACUGAGGGCAAUAAAGUGAAAGUAGCAGCAAACGAUCAAUCCUAAUAACCCACUCCUGACAUUUACCAAAUUACAAAAUGACUUUUUUAGUCCAUCUAAAAUGCCAAAUGCAGAUCAUCAGGUAUGGUUCUGUUUUUUAAAUGUGCCCUGAUUAUUUUUUUUUUCUUUUCUUUUAUUAUGAUUAAUUUUUAACCUUUUUUCAACAUGGAUGAAAAAUUGUUCAAAUGCAAUUGUGGUAGGUCAAGGGCUCAUAAUUUCCUGUAAUAAAUAACGUCAUGCUGAUGGUUUGUAUUUGCAACAGGUCUUUUUACCUUUUUAGUUUGAAGAUCAAGUGACAUAUACGUAUAUAAUUAUAUCUUUGUAUGUGUCAUCAUCAGGGUUUCUGGAGAAUACGAAACAUACAUGUCCAAAAAUAUAACAAUAUGACGUAUAUAUUUAGUGAAAAAAAAA